Molecule: messenger RNA, 708 nt
Organism: Pieris macdunnoughi
Lineage: Eukaryota; Metazoa; Arthropoda; Insecta; Lepidoptera; Pieridae
Source: the annotation of a GenBank genome assembly
AUGAUAGCCGGGACGUCUGGUUCUUCGUUGAUUUCUACUCCUGAUCUCGACGAUGGCGAUUCUCUUAACCGUUCCGAACUCGUGCGGAUUCACUGCACUUAUUCUUAUACACAUUUUAAUGGGAAACCGGGAGCGUUAGCACUACGCUCCGACGAAACGAGCGUCCCGUUCGCAGACACAUUCCGCACUGGCGUCGGGCGCGGGUGCGGGUCGGCGCGCGGCGCGGCCCGCUCCGCGCGUCCCUCCGCGCGCGCCUCGCCUUUUUAUGAAUGGAAGGCGGCCAUACUGAAUGAACCGCGUACACGAAGCAGUCGGCCGCUAUUUUCGCAGGCCAGCGGGGUGAGCGCAGGGGGCGGGAGCCGGAAACGGGCUGCGAGCGCGAGCGGUGCCAAAUUUUGCGGCGCGGGCGACGGUAGCGGAUGCGCUCGUUUAUCGAGCUUCCGGCGAGAUCCCCCCGCGCAACCGCAUCCGGGAAUUAGGUUUCCGGCCAACGAGACCAACGAACACCCCGCCCACUUUCCUUUAACGAUUAUUACUCACUAUGAUAACGAGAGCCUAUCUGAUGAAACGGGUUCAAUUAUUCGUUCAAGUUCACAUCAUAUUUUUGCCGCUUUUGCUGUGGCCUCUGAUGAAGGUCGUUUUGCGUACACAAUAUUAAUAAAGUUUCUCUUUCUAUGCACCAAAUUCCGAUACGAUGUGAGUAUUUAA